AGUCUCGCUCACAUCAUGGCUGAGAAUAAACGCGUGCUGGAGCGGGACGAUGAUCUGCCGGUGUAUCUGGCUCGCCCGGGAACAGCAGACCCGGUACCACGACAGAUAUACGGAGGUUUAUUUUGCAAUGUAGAAGGAGCGUAUGAGAGUAAAACCAUCGAUUUUGACGCUCUUAGUGUCGGUCAGCGAAGGAGCCCGAGAAACACAAAUAGAGAAGAGACGAAACAUCCAAACCAUGACAGAAACUUUCCAUCUCCAGACAGUGGAUGUGAGCCUAAAGACGCUAUACAAAUAAAGCAUGUGUUUGGGAAGGAAGUUCUACAAAACGUCGAUGAUGUAAAGAGUGAGAGGCUUUUGAUUAAAGGUGGUCGGAUUGUGAAUGAUGAUCAGUCUUUCUAUGCAGACAUCUAUAUGGAGGAUGGGGUCAUCAAGCAAAUUGGAGACAACUUGAUAGUACCAGGAGGGGUGAAGACCAUUGAAGCCAACGGGAAAAUGGUGAUUCCUGGAGGAAUUGACAUUCACACCCACUUCCAGAUGCCCUACAGAGGCAUGACCACUGUGGAUGAUUUCAGCCAGGGCACCAAAGCUGCUCUCGCCGGAGGAACUACUAUGAUUGUGGAUCAUGUGAUCCCGGAGCCUGGCAGUAGUGUGAUGGAAGCAUUUGAGCGCUGGCGUGAAUGGGCAGAUGAGAAGGCGUGCUGUGAUUACUCGCUGCAUGUGGACAUCACCCACUGGAACGACAGUGUCAAACAAGAGGUCGAGAGUCUAAUUAAAGAGAAAGGAGUGAACUCUUUCCAGGUCUACAUGGCUUAUAAAGACCUCUAUCAGAUGAGCAACAGUGAGCUGUAUGAGAUUUUCACGUUCCUGGGAGAGCAUGGAGGAAUCGCACAGGUCCAUGCAGAAAAUGGAGAAAUAAUUGCUGAGGAGCAAGCCCGUAUGUUGGAGAUGGGCAUCACAGGACCUGAGGGACAUGUUCUCAGUCGCCCAGAGGAGCUGGAGGCGGAGGCAGUAUUUCGAGCCGUCACUGUUGCCAGUCAGACAAACUGUCCGCUCUAUGUGACCCGUGUGAUGAGCAAGAGUGCUGCUGACAUCAUCUCACAGGCCAGGAAAAAAGGUAACGUGGUGUUUGGGGAGCCAAUCACGGCCAGUUUGGGAACGGAUGGGACUCAUUAUUGGAGCAAGAACUGGGCGAAGGCGGCCUCUUUUGUGACAUCACCACCCCUCAGUCCAGACCCAACCACUCCGGACUACCUGAGCACCCUGUUGGCCAGUGGCGAUCUUUCAGUGACAGGCAGUGCUCACUGCACAUUUAGUGUGGCUCAGAAAGCCAUUGGGAAAGACGACUUCACUCAGAUUCCUGAAGGAGUGAACGGAGUGGAGGAGAGGAUGUCCGUCAUCUGGGACAAGGCUGUGGCCACUGGUAAAAUGGAUGAGAACAUGUUUGUAGCCGUGACGAGCACCAACGCUGCAAAGAUCCUGAACCUGUACCCUCGCAAGGGCCGGAUAGCGGUGGGAUCAGACAGUGACCUGGUCAUCUGGGACACAGACGCCAUUCGGACCGUUACUGCAAAAACACAUCACUCUGUGGCGGAGUAUAACGUGUUUGAGGGCAUGGAGCUGAGAGGAGCGCCCCUGCUUGUCAUCUGUCAGGGGAAGGUCGUUCUGGAAGAUGGAAACCUGCACGUUACCUCCGGCACUGGACACUUCAUUCCCUGCUCUCCAUUCCCUGACUACGCUUACAAACGCAUCAAAGCCAGGAAACAGCUGGCUACACUGAAGGCUGUCCCCAGGGGCAUGUACGAUGGCCCUGUAUCUGAAUUUUCACCCAUGCCGAGGGGAGGCACUCCCUCUGCCUCCACCCGAAACUCACCCACCAAAGUCCCUGUAAGGAACCUCCAUCAGUCUGGGUUCACACUAGCAGGUCCUGAGGAAGCCCCCAUCAGACCAGCUGGAAGACGCAGCGUUGUGCCUCCUGGCGGCCAUUCCAACAUCACAUCCCUCAGUUAAAUAUAAAGAGCACGUUAGAGAGACUACCAGGAUAAAAGCAAGGAAGGUUAUUAGUUUGGAAAAGAAACAAAAGAUAAGUAAAACACUGAACUCAUGCCUUACCUUUCAUGAAUUAUUCCUAAUGAAUGAUUAAGACCAGUAGUCCACCUCUGAUUAAAGCAAAGGACUGAUAAAAAGUUAAUGCAUUUAGUGUAGCUGUACAUUAGUUUAUGUGUUUAGACAAAAUAAAAUGAAAGGGAUAGUUCACCCAAACAUAAACUUUUUUUUGGAUUAACUAUUCCUGUAAGGUUAAAAUGCUGUUUGGUACAUUGGCUUAGAAUGGAUGGUCUGCGAUAUUUAAAAAUGGACGUGGUUCUCUCUCUGUAAUUUCCACCAAUGAACAGGCGUUUUGCGGUCAGUAGAGGAAAGACUACUGCCGUGCAUAUCAUUGGGCUUUAUCUGUUCUCUGUCAUAAGCUUUAUUUGUGUCCAUCAGCUGUGGAUGUGAUAAUAUUAGUUAACUUUGUCAAAUGAAGUUGUUGACGUUUUGGGUUGGUAUCGGAAGUAAUGAGUUUUCUGAACCUUAAUAAAGUCAAAUGAAUGUUCAGAUAAAUCAUGCAAUUGUAUACUUUUCAUUGGUGUAGAACAUUGCAGGACAUGACUUUGAAGGUAGAGUUAAACUUGGACAUAUUAGAAUCUGAUCCCAAUAAAUGAAAAAGAAAGAACAUUUCAUUUGAAAACGAGUGAUGACAACAAAUAUUUGUGCUUUAGAGCUUGCAGUGGGAAAAUGUUGAGAUUGCUUUUCAGUUUUGCUGUUUGUCAUAGUUGAUUCGACUGUCUGUUAAUAAAGGAUGAUAAGAAACA
Messenger RNA from Myxocyprinus asiaticus (Chinese sucker), 2849 nucleotides. RefSeq names its product dihydropyrimidinase-related protein 3-like. The record is from RefSeq and is a predicted model, not a curated record. Bases 16 to 2007 code for a protein of 663 amino acids. Gene Ontology annotation, biological process: actin crosslink formation. Gene Ontology annotation, cellular component: cytoplasm; cytosol. NCBI's taxonomy places the organism in Eukaryota, Metazoa, Chordata, Actinopteri, Cypriniformes, Catostomidae. The transcript has 14 exons. Gene Ontology annotation, molecular function: hydrolase activity, acting on carbon-nitrogen (but not peptide) bonds, in cyclic amides.